AUGUCGACGAUAGUAGUCUCACGGUUCUUACUCGACAUCCGAGAGGCAGCAUACACAUCCGACACUACUCUCGAAACGGCGACCGACGACCUCUCCCUAAGCACGCUAUCUGGAAGCGCAUACAAGUCACGGAUGUGGCAGUCGCUUGAUUUUGCGACCCAGACGUAUGCGGAACGGUCCCAAGGUGCCAUGACAAGUACCACUGACGUUGACAGCCACGAUCGACAUCUUUAUGCGGACGUACAAGAGUUCGAGAUGAGCAACCUCGAGGCGGACCCGCGACUCAGGGGGAUGCUGAACCGGAGCAGCAUUGCUGCCUGA
Fomitopsis serialis is the source of this 321-nucleotide messenger RNA. RefSeq lists its product as uncharacterized. The transcript is spliced from 2 exons. The coding region runs from base 1 to 321 and encodes 106 amino acids. The record is from RefSeq and is a predicted model, not a curated record. NCBI's taxonomy places the organism in Eukaryota, Fungi, Basidiomycota, Agaricomycetes, Polyporales, Fomitopsidaceae.